AGCAUUUGGUAAUCGCCCAAAUCUUCCUGCCAUAUCUCUGCAAAAAUCAUGGAGGACCACCCAUACCUCCAUCUCCCCAACUGCUAUAGGAGUAGCUCAUGAGAUGGAGCUGGGAAGCAAUGAGGGGCGGAGUAAGAAGGAGCUGCAUAAGGAUGUCGAGCGGCGGAGGCGGGAAGAGAUGACUGCACUCCUUGGUACUCUUAGAUCUCACAUACCCGAAGAUUUUCUCGAGGGGAAGAGCUCCAUGUGCGACCAGCUAAAGGAGGCCACCAAUUAUGUAACCCACCAAAGGGAGAAGAUCCAGGAACUCAGGGAGAAAAGGGACAGGCUGCGGAGUGCUCCGGAGGUUGUUGUACGGCCCUGUGGAGAUGGCAGUGCCAUUGAGGUGGUGAUCGGAGGUGCCAACGAAAGCGGAAUUUGUGUCGCAGAUGUGGUGGCCAUCUUGGAAGAAUCAGGCUUAGAGGUGAAGUCGUGUUCCUCUUCAUGCUCGAGGCAGUCCUCCAUCCGUUGCCUGCGGUGUGAGGUUUGUGAAGGGAAGGAGAUUGAUACUAUCGACAUUCAAGAGAAGUUGAGGCAUCUGUUUCUGAGGUGAUGAUAAAAUCUUAGUGGGCUUCUUUCAUGGGGAGUACAUGGUUAGUAGGAGAGUCAGCAGUAGUUUCCUCUUUCUUUUCGUCUCUGUAAAAAGUUCAUGAGUAUUGGCUUCUCAAGGU
This is a messenger RNA of Amborella trichopoda, 710 nucleotides long. Its product is annotated as transcription factor bHLH55. NCBI's taxonomy places the organism in Eukaryota, Viridiplantae, Streptophyta, Magnoliopsida, Amborellales, Amborellaceae. Gene Ontology annotation, molecular function: DNA-binding transcription factor activity, RNA polymerase II-specific; protein dimerization activity; RNA polymerase II transcription regulatory region sequence-specific DNA binding. Gene Ontology annotation, biological process: regulation of transcription by RNA polymerase II. Gene Ontology annotation, cellular component: RNA polymerase II transcription regulator complex. The record is from RefSeq and is a predicted model, not a curated record.